Molecule: messenger RNA, 1851 nt
Organism: Danio rerio (zebrafish)
Lineage: Eukaryota; Metazoa; Chordata; Actinopteri; Cypriniformes; Danionidae
Gene: fggy
Product: FGGY carbohydrate kinase domain containing
Biological process (GO): carbohydrate metabolic process
Molecular function (GO): phosphotransferase activity, alcohol group as acceptor; kinase activity
Source: RefSeq, marked provisional
CGCGGAGACGCGCUUCUUCCUCCAGACAAACCCUGCAGACACAGCUGGAGCUUCAUUCCCUGAGCUCACACUCGCGCUGCUGGUUGUGCUGCAGAAUCUGCCGGACUCCUGCUGGACGCGCGCCGCACACUUCUUCGACCUGCCGGAUUUUCUGUCCUGGAAGGCCACGGGCUCCUUAUCCAGGUCUCUGUGUACGCUGGUGUGUAAGUGGACUUACUCGGCGUCUGAAGGGUGGGACGACACUUUCUGGAGCGCCAUUGGCCUGGAGGACCUGAUUGAGGACAGCUAUGCCAGAAUAGGCAGUCAGGUGUGUUGUCCCGGGGCAGCAGUGGGUCGGGGUCUGACGGCGGCAGCGGCUGCAGAUCUGGGCCUCAAUGAGGGAACAGCAGUGGGGGCUUCACUCAUAGAUGCCCAUGCUGGAGGAAUAGGUGUGCUCGGUGCAGACGUGUCGGGUCUCCAUCUGCCCUGUGAACAUCAGCCGCUCACUGCCCGCAUGGCCCUCAUCUGCGGGACGUCCUCAUGCCACAUGGCUGUGAGCAGAGAGCCACUGCUGGUCCCCGGGGUCUGGGGUCCGUAUCUGUCCGCGAUGCUGCCGGGGCUGUGGCUGAAUGAGGGAGGACAGAGCGCCACGGGGAAACUGCUGGAUCAUGUGGUGAAGGGACACGCAGCGUUCAGACAGCUGGAGGAGCAGGCGGAGCACAGUGGGAGACACAUAUACACACAGCUGAACCUGCACCUGCAGCAGAUGAGCACAGAUGCCACACACCUGGAGCAGCUGACCACACACCUGCACAUCUGGCCGGAUUUCCACGGCAACCGCUCACCCCUAGCGGACCAGACGGCACGCGGCACGGUGGUGGGCCUCAGCCUAUCCCAGACGCUGGAUGAUCUCGCAUUGUUGUAUCUGGCAACACUACAGGCCCUCGCUCUGGGCUCCAGGCACAUCAUAGCCGCCAUGACUGAAGCAGGACAUGACAUCACAACCCUCUUCCUGUGUGGAGGCCUGAGCAAGAACACACUGUUUGUGCAGACGCACGCAAACACUACAGGGCUGCCUGUGGUGCUGCCGGCGGAGCGAGAGGCUGUUCUGCUGGGAGCUGCUGUGAUUGGAGCCUGUGCUUCAUCUGACUGCACAUCCAUACCGGAGGCCAUGAGGAAGAUGAGCAGAGUCGGCCGUGUGGUGCGACCCAACCCUGAGCUGCAGAGCUUCUACAGGAGGAAGUACAGUGUGUUCCUGCGGCUGUACCAGCAUCAGAAGGAGUGUGUGUCGCUGAUGGAGGAUUAGCAUCUGUGUUACUGCACACACACGCACACGUCUGCACUGAUAUAGGCUGUAGACACACAUGACUCCGCCUGCUGAUUGUAGAUGUGCUGCAGUGACUGACUGAUGAACGGGUCGCCGCUUCACAUGCUUUAGAUCAGCGCCUGCAGGAGGCAGAGACUCAGGGGUCUGCAGCCGACACACACUCUGCAGAGACCCACUGCUGGACAUCAGAUCUGUGACCCUGGAGACACACAGAAGGGCUGAUUGAUUAAGUCUGGUUCGUGUGGUUGAGUCUUAAAGAAUCCAGCUUCAUCAUCACUCUCUCUCUCUCUCUCUCUGUGUGUGUGUGUGUGUGUGUGUGUGUGUGUGUGUGUGUGUGUGUCUGUAAGGUUUUGUUUUGUGUUGAGAGAUGCCUUUAUGACUGGAUCUAGACUAGAUGUGCUGCUGUAACUGUAGAUGUUGCUCCUCUGCUCAUCAGUAAGGGCUGUACUGUGUUCUGGAGAGCAGUAGCUGUAGUUGGAGUCGACUGUUCGAUUGCUGGACGAUUCUUUUAAAGUCCCAAUAAAUGAAUCUUUAUUUCCCUGAGA